Messenger RNA from Phalaenopsis equestris, 1200 nucleotides. RefSeq names its product hydroxyphenylpyruvate reductase-like. The transcript is spliced from 2 exons. The record is from RefSeq and is a predicted model, not a curated record. Lineage: Eukaryota; Viridiplantae; Streptophyta; Magnoliopsida; Asparagales; Orchidaceae. The coding region runs from base 102 to 1037 and encodes 311 amino acids. Gene Ontology annotation, molecular function: NAD binding; glyoxylate reductase (NADPH) activity; hydroxypyruvate reductase [NAD(P)H] activity. Gene Ontology annotation, cellular component: cytosol.
AUCCAGGAUGUCUUGUCGUUUUCCCUCCAGAGGGGAGUGGAUCGCGGCUGCUGGCUGGAGAAGAAGACAUCGGGUACUGCAGAGCAGGGCAGUACAUUGUCAUGGAGUCCCUCGGCGUUCUCUUGACGCAUCCGAUGAAUACGUACCUCGAAGCCGAGCUGGAUCGUCGGUGCAAGCUUUUCCGGCUGUGGGAGCCGCCGCCGGCGAGCCGUAAGGAUUUCCUCCGCGCCAACUCGCCGUCAAUCCGCGCAUUGGUUGGCAACUCGACGGUGAGUGCGGACGCCGAUAUAAUCGAAGGCAUCGUUGCCUGUUACAGCGUCGGCUUUGAUAAAGUCGAUCUCGCCAAAUGCCGGGCGAGGGGCAUUCGCGUCACCAACACUCCCGAUGUGCUCACAGACGACGCUGCAGACCUAGCAAUCGCCCUCUCCAUCGCAACAUUGCGGAAGAUCUGCAGUGCAGAGCGUUACUUAAGGAGCGGGGCAUGGAAGGCCAAGGGCGACUACAUGAUCGCUUCCAAGUUCAGUGGCAAAACAAUAGGGAUAAUUGGUCUCGGGAGGAUCGGCUCAGCCAUUGCCAAAAGAGCUGAAGCAUUUGGAUGCUUCAUCUGCUACAAUUCAAGAAUACAGAAACCAAACACAAACUACAAAUACUACCCCGACGCCGUCUCGCUGGCGAAGGACUCUGACGUGCUCGUGGUGGCAUGCCCGCUCACCGCCGAAACUAGGCACAUCGUCGACCGUAACGUGAUGGAUGCUCUCGGUCCGAACGGCGUGCUCAUAAACAUUGGUAGGGGAUCUCAUGUUGAUGAGGGCGAGCUCGUCAAGGCGUUGAUGGAGGGCAGGAUUGGUGGGGCUGGGCUCGACGUGUUUGAGCACGAGCCUCAUGUGCCGGAGAUCUUGUUUUCGCUCGACAAUGUGGUGCUGACACCACACGUUGGAAGCGCGACGGUCGAGACACGACGAGCCAUGGCCGACCUGGUGCUUGGAAACCUGGAGGCGCAUGUGAUGAACAAACUUUUGCUUACUCCGGUGCUAUGAUUGAAUUUGUGAGAUUGUUUUUAUAUGGAGCUUUGUAUUCUUGAGGAUUAUUUUUGGGUAGAGAAUGACAUUGACAUUGAUAUUGAAUUGACAUAUGUUUGAAUAGCUUUAGCCUUUAGUGUGGGCCACAAGGAAUGGGGGCAACAUAUAUAUGUUUCUCUUA